UGGCCGCCAGCUGGUCACGUGAGAAAGGGGAACCAUGGCUGCCAUGGAGCCAGAGAUGUUUGCAGCGCUUCAGAUCUUGCUAAAAGCUCCUUCAAAGGAUGUUGUUCGGCAGUUGUGCCAAGAAUGUUUUUCUCAUUCAGCCAGUGGCUCAGACAAACUGGUUGAGAGUGUCUGCUCCAACCUCUCCGUUGUACCAAAUGAAGCAAACCAGUUAAUUCAUUCCUUGCACAACCUUACAAGAUACACAGUGUACCAUGGUCUGAUGUCUCCUGAAGAAAUUCUUUCUCUUUUUCCUGAAGGAUUUCACCAGAACCUUAAAAACCUCUUGACCAAGAUAAUCCUGGAAAAUAUCUCUGCCUGGAGAAACGAAGCCCAAAGUAGUCAAAUUUCUUUGCCCCGCCUUGUGGAUAUGGAUUGGAGAGUUGACAUCAAGACCUCCUCAGACAGUAUCAGCAGAAUGGCUGUCCCUACCUGCCUGCUACAGCUGAAGAUUAAGGAAAAUGCUGCCCUGUGUGGGAAUGACUUCUCAGCUUCUACUUUAACAGUAGAGUUGAACAAACAAACAUUGGAUACUAUGCUAGAUGGCCUGGGAAGGAUUCGGGACCAGCUUUCUACAAUAGCAAAUAAAUAAUCCUUUGGCUAAAGAGCUGCAGAAGCUAUUUACAUGCUGAAAGAAACUUUCCUGUCUUCCCAAUAUGUUAUAAACACUUUUGUUGUUUUUGUCCCCCAAGUUUUAAGUGGGACUUUUAUUUCCUUCAGAAGCAAAAUAUUUAACUUGUUCCUGGUCAAAUGCCUAAUGUCAAGCAAGCCCUCACCUUUUCUGUAUUCCUGGAGAGGUUUAUAGCCCAGCCUAAUCCAAAGACCUGUAAAAGGAAAGAGCAGCAACCAAUGAAGCAGCAUUUUUAUCUCCCUGCUCUGAAAUUAGGAAACCAAAAGCAUGAAUGCAGUGAAUAGGUUGGCUUCCAGCCUCAGCACACUUCUGAAAGGUGUUGGGCUCAGCAGCACGAUAUAUGAGAGUUUUCCUCUUCACUGAGGCAGAUCUUUUAAAAUAGAGCAAUUGUGAUGCUGUGUGUUUUGUCAGAGCUCACCACAAAAUUGCCUUCUGUGAACCUAGUUUUAAGUUAAAGGGUGGAAAUGAAUUUUGGAAGCAUUCGUUCCCAGCUUCUAAUGGAAAAGGGACUGUUUUGUCACUUGGUACGGGAUUUAACAAGAAGUGGAAGGUUCUGCGAGAGGUUUGGAUGUAUCAAAAAGGUUGCUAAUAGCAACCUGUUCCUGUAGCAACAAUGUCACUGCAUUGCUUAUGAAAUAUUAAGUGUUUCAGUUUUGUUUUUUAAAAAUAACCCUACUUUUCAUGGUUUUCUUUUCUGAAUAAAUUAUUUUCCCCUUCAGGCUGCUACGAAGUAGGAGCACUCUGUAUUAUUUGUUUGGCUGGAAAUUAAAUUUAGCAGUUUCUUUUAAUACUUUCAAA
Messenger RNA from Anolis sagrei ordinatus, 1468 nucleotides. RefSeq names its product COMM domain containing 9 (gene COMMD9). NCBI's taxonomy places the organism in Eukaryota, Metazoa, Chordata, Lepidosauria, Squamata, Anolidae. The record is from RefSeq and is a predicted model, not a curated record.